UCCACUCCCACUCUCUCUUCUUCACUCUUUCCCUCCCACUCACCAAACUCAACAACAGAGAAAGAGCAAGAGACACAGAGUGUCCUCAGUCCUCUCCAAACAUGGGGAGGCAUCUCAGCAUCAUCACUCUCACUGCAUUACUCCUGCUCUUCUCCUUCACAUCUUCAGAAGCUGGUGCUGUGGGAGUGAACUAUGGCCGAGUAGCCAACAACCUUCCAUCAGCCACCAAAGUUGCACAGCUCCUCAAGUCUCAUUCCAUCUCCCAAAUCAAGCUCUACGACGCCGACCCAUCCGUCCUCCGCGCCCUCUCCAACUCCGGCAUCAAGGUCGUCGUCACCCUCCCAAACGAACAACUCUACUCGGCUUCUACCCGUUCAUCCUUCGCCCUCUCCUGGGUCCAACGCAAUGUCGCUGCUUACCACCCUUCCACCCUCAUCCAAGCCAUUGCUGUUGGCAACGAAGUCUUCGUCGAUCCGCGCAACCUCACUUCCUACCUCGUCCCUGCCAUGCAAAACAUCCACGCUGCUCUCGUCCUGCUGCACCUCGACGACACCGUCAAAGUCUCGUCUCCUAUCGCACUCACCGCGCUGAGAUCCUCUUACCCGCCCUCGGCCGGCGCGUUCCGUAACGACCUCAUCGAACUGGUUCUCCACCCCAUGCUCGACCUCAUCCGUCAGUCCCAGUCUUAUCUCAUGGUUAACGCUUAUCCUUUCUUCGCCUACGAGGCCAACACUGAUGUCAUUUCGCUUGACUACGCUCUCUUUCGACCCAACCCCGGGGUCGUCGACGCCGGCACUAAUCUCCGGUACUACUCCCUCUUCGACGCUCAGAUCGACGCAGUAUUUGCUGCAUUGUCCGCACUCAAGUACGACGACAUCAAAGUAGUCGUGUCAGAGACCGGCUGGCCAUCCAAAGGCGAGACGAACGAGACCGGUGCUGGUAUCGAUAAUGCCGCAGCCUACAACGGUAAUCUAGUCCGCCGUGUCCUUUCCGGCCUGGCCGGAACUCCUCUCCGCCCUAACCUCGACUUAGAAGUCUACGUUUUCGCGCUUUUCAACGAAAACAUGAAACCCGGUCCUACUUCAGAGCGAAACUACGGUUUAUUCUACCCAGACGAAGGAAAGGUCUACGACAUCCAGUUCUCCGGUAAUGGCGGUAGUGGUAACGGUAAUGGUGGUCUACGGUGGGUGGAAGACAGAGGCAGGAGCAAAGGGAGCAACGGAAGUAGUGGGAAGGUGUCUCAGCGCACGACGGGUGAGACAUGGUGCGUGGCGAAUGGCAUGGUUGGGAAGAAGAGGUUACAAGAAGCGCUAGACUAUGCGUGUGGGCAGGGUCGGGCGGACUGCAAAGAUAUCCAGCCCGGCGCGGCGUGUUACGACCCGAACACGGUCGAGGCGCACGCAUCUUUCGCGUUCAAUAGUUACUACCAAAAGAUGGGUCGCGGUGCUGGCACUUGCGACUUUGAGGGCGCUGCUUAUGUCGUCUCACAAGUACCCAAGAUUGGAAAGUGUGCCCUUCCGACGAGAUAUUAAGCUGGAACGCUGGAAGGGUGAGGAAUAUUUUCUUCACUUGGGUUACUAAUGUAUCUGUGUAUGGUAGUCAAAGGGCAUGUGAGCCGCACUAGUUUACUCUUUUUUUUUUUUUUAAUUUUCUUCCUUUUUAACUAUUCUACUUAAUUGGUUUAAAAGUCAUUAGAUUAUAUAUAUAGUCAGUGUUUUGGAUAGUAUGUUAUGAGCUUAUUAAUGCAAUUUCUGUCUUGCAUCUUUGGUGUUAUUUUUAAUUUUUCUUGUACCUGUUUCUUUAAAUUUCUGUCGCGUCGUUGUGGGAAUUAUUUCAAUGUACUAGUGUACUGCUGAAUGUGCAGAUGGUGUGUGGCCAUGCGCGGUGUGAAUUUUGGCAUCUGGAAGCACUAUGUAACGUGGAACGUUUUUCUUUUUUA
Messenger RNA from Dioscorea cayenensis subsp. rotundata (Guinea yam), 1939 nucleotides. Its product is annotated as glucan endo-1,3-beta-glucosidase 3. The record is from RefSeq and is a predicted model, not a curated record. Gene Ontology annotation, cellular component: plasma membrane. The transcript is spliced from 3 exons. Gene Ontology annotation, molecular function: hydrolase activity, hydrolyzing O-glycosyl compounds. Lineage: Eukaryota; Viridiplantae; Streptophyta; Magnoliopsida; Dioscoreales; Dioscoreaceae. Bases 102 to 1532 code for a protein of 476 amino acids. Gene Ontology annotation, biological process: carbohydrate metabolic process.